CAAACCGACUCUGAAGAACACAAGCACGAUGCUCCCACUUCUUCUGGUUCUCCUUCCUACUGUUUACUCAGCGAGUCUGCUGUUAAAUUCUCCUAGUUCUUUCUUAAUAACAGGACCUUUCACCAAGGGCAUACUAAAGGAAAUAAAUGGAGAGGAACCAGAUAUGCAAAGUCUGAAUUACAUUUCUGAAAGUAAUUCUGCUGAAGACGAUAUCUUCAUUUUUUGUGAUCAGUCAUUCUCCCAGCCUGUAAAAGACUAUUUUCUACUCUUACAUGCCAUUGGCAUUACUCAUUUGAAGGUUUUUCUGCCAUGGCCAAAGCUGUUGCCGUCUGGUGAUGCUGGAGCUCCUGAUCUGGAUGCCAUAAAAUGCUACACAAAUGUCUUCAAACACCUGGCUAUGGUAAAUAUCAAACCUUUGGUGAUUUUGCACCACGGAAGCCUUCCUGAAUUCAUCACCUCCAAAUAUGGAGGAUGGGACAAUGAAAAAGUGAUCAGCAUUUUUAAAAGUUACGCAAAUUUUGCGUUUUCUGCCUUUGGAGAUUUGGUAGACACCUGGAUCACAUUCAUUGACCUUUAUGCUAUUUAUGAACCAGACGACAAGGGAAAUGCUUCUCUCAAAAAUAUGUUGGUUGCUCAUAAAGAAGUCUACGGUCUUUACCAGCAGAAGUUUAGCAACAAAGGUGGGAAGAUUUCAGUUGUAAUCAGUGCAGAUGAGAAUGAAUUUCUGUAUCAAAAGACAGUGACAGAGGAUGUUGUAGAUUUCUUGUCCGUGAACCUCAAAUUUGACUGCAGAUCUGGAGCGAAUCUUGAAACUGAAUUAUUAAAAAUACAGGGUAGUAACAGUGGAGGAAGACAUCUGCCUGUAUUAAUUUUUACAUUGAAUGCUGAAGAUUGUAAGAAAAGAAACAUUGAUGAACUGCAGCUAAUGGAAGUUCUUAAUCAAAAGGACAUACAAAUCCUGGGGAUAGAUAUUGGUAACCCUCCAGAUGUGCUAUCUAAUUUUAUCGGAAAAUCAAGAAGUGACAGCUUGCCUAGUCAAAGAAAGGAAACAAAAAAGAAGUCAUCUGACGAAUUCCAGGUUCCUUUCACUGGCACCAGCACCUCCGCCUCUUACCAGAGUGUUCUUGAUGCAUUCUCCAGAGAGUCAAUAUCCCAAAGAGACUCCUUUCUCAUUGGCAGCUUUCCAGAAGAUUUCCAAUGGGGCGUUUCUAGCACCUCUUUCAAGAUUGAAGGAGGGUGGGCAGAAUACGGAAAGGGGGAAAGCAUAUGGGAUAACUUUACACAUAAUGGCCUUGCCUUUAAAAAUCAAACAGCUGAUAUUGCCUGUGACAGCUACAACAAAAUUGACUAUGAUGUCUACCUGCUGAGAGGUCUCAAUGCAAAGUCCUAUCAAUUUUCCAUCUCCUGGCCUCGCAUUUUUCCUACUGGAUUUAGUGAUAGCCUAAAUCUUAAAGGUGUUCAGUAUUACAAGCAAUUAAUUGACUCCCUUUUGCAGUCCCACAUUAGUCCCAUCGUCACUCUGUUUCACUGGGACUUGCCCCAAGCACUACAAGAUCUGGGUGGAUGGCAGAAUGAAAAGAUUAUCGAUGCUUUUGCUGAUUUUGCAGAUUUUUGCUUUGCUACUUUUGGUGGGCAGGUGAAGGUGUGGAUCACUUUCAGCGAGCCCUGGACGAUCAGCACUGCUGGAUAUGCCACUGGCCAGCACCCACCUGGUAUUUCAGAUCCAGUUAUUGCUUCUUAUCAGGCUGCACACACAAUUCUUAAGGCCCAUGCCAAGGCAUAUCAUGUUUAUAAAGAUAAAUAUCAUUCCCUUCAAGGAGGAAUGGUAGGCAUUGCCCUGAACUCAGACUGGGCAGAACCAGAAAAUAUUUCUGAUCCUCUGGAUGUGGCAGCUGCAGAUCGAUACCUUCAGUUCAUGCUUGGGUGGUUUGCACAUCCUAUUUUUAUAAAUGGAGAUUACCCAGAUGUGCUGAAAAAUCAGAUACAGGAAAAGAACAUUCAGUGUUUGACAGAAAUGGCUAGGCUACCAGUGUUUACGGAAUCUGAGAAGAUAUACAUUAAAGGGACUUCUGACUUUUUUGGACUCAAUCAUUAUACAAGUCGUCUUGUGAUUGCCAGCGCCAAUAACUGCACAGAGGGACCUAGUGGAGUGGGUGACUUUUCAGACUAUGUGGAUCCUAACUGGCCAAAGACUGCAUCAUCCUGGAUUUAUGCAGUUCCUUGGGGACUUCGCAGACUUCUAAAAUUUGUUCAAGAGUCAUAUGCAGGAUUGGCUGGCAUUCCAAUUUAUGUUACUGGAAAUGGAAUGCCAACAGAAUAUAGUGGAGAUGUCAUCAAUGAUACACAGAGAAUGGAUUUUCUCAGUAGUUACAUUAAUGAAGCACUGAAAGCAAUCCACGAUGGAGUAAACCUGAAGGGAUUUACUAUACGUUCACUAAUGGAUGGGUUUGAGGGCCCCCAAGGCUACAGCGAAAGGUUUGGAUUACAUUAUGUCAAUUUUGAAGAUGGAAACAGACCCCGAACACCAAAAGAGUCAGCAUAUUUUUUUGCGGAAGUAUUAAAAAACAAUGGGUUUGAACCUAACAGUUCUAGGAACACAUUCCACUUACCUUUUCAGCCUUCCAGGCAGGAAAGGUUAUUUCCCCUUCCAGCAUCAGAAGUUCCAUCUAAUGCUAAAGUUGUCUGGGAAAAAUUUUCCAACCAGAAAACCUUUGACCGAGAUCUUUACCACUAUGGUACCUUUCCAGAAGGUUUUGCAUGGGGUGUGUCAUCUUCUUCUUACCAGAUUGAAGGGGGCUGGAAUGCAGAUGGAAAAGGGCUUAGUAUCUGGGACAACUUUACUCAAGUUCCAAAUAACACUGUAAACAAUGACAAUGGAAAUGUUGCCUGUGAUAGUUACAAUAAGAUAGACGAAGAUUUGUAUAUGCUAAGGGCUUUAGGAGUCAAAAUGUACCGGUUUUCCUUGUCCUGGCCACGAAUAUUUUCCAAUGGAACAAAACAAUCCCUGAACCCUAAGGGUGUGGCAUAUUACAACAAUCUGAUCAACAGCCUGGUUGAAUAUAAUAUCACACCAAUUGUGACACUUUAUCACUGGGAUCUUCCUCAGGACCUUCAAGACAUUGGUGGUUGGGAAAAUGAGGAACUUAUUAAUCUUUUCAAUGAAUAUGCUGACUUCUGUUUUCAGACAUUUGGAAACAGGGUGAAAUUCUGGAUGACUUUUAACGAGCCUCAAGUCAUUGCCUGGGCAAGCUAUGGGUUAGGUAUCUUCCCUCCAAAUGUGAAAAACCCUGGUUAUUUUCCAUACAACAUCGCCCAUAACUUGAUCAAAGCCCAUGCUAAAGCUUACCACACUUAUGAACAGUACAGAAAAGAACAAAGAGGUAUUGUUUCCAUAAGUCUCAAUACAGACUGGGGAGAACCAAAGUAUCCGAAUGAGCCCAGGGAGUUGGUGGCGGCAGACCGUUUUCUUCAGUUCCAGCUAGGCUGGUUUGCUCACCCUAUCUUUAAGAAUGGUGAUUACCCAGAAGCCAUGAAAUGGCAGGUUGGUAACAAAAGUGAGCUUCAGGGCUUACCUUCUUCUAGGCUUCCUGUAUUCAGUGAGGAAGAGAAGGCUUUCAUCCAAGGGACUGCUGAUGUGUUCUGCCUCAAUACCUACACAUCGAAAAUUGUAUACCACAGCACUAGAAGACUCAGACCUUACUCUUAUGAUGAUGACAGAGAUGUAUCUGAGGAAGUUAAAACAAACUGGCCUGACACAGCUUUGAAAGAGUUGAAAGCAGUCGCUUGGGGGUUGAGAAGGCUUCUAAAUUGGAUUAAAGAGGAAUAUAACAACCCAGAUAUUUAUAUUACUGAAAAUGGAGUAGGGACAGAAAAAAGGGUGACAGUAGAUGACACAGAAAGGAUAUACUUCUAUAAAACAUACAUCAACGAAGCUCUCAAAGCCCAUAAUCUGGAUGGUGUCAACCUUAAAGGCUACACAGCUUGGUCUUUAAUGGAUUCAUUUGAGUGGCUCAAUGGCUACAAUGUUGGGUUUGGACUACACCAUGUUGAUUUUAAUAAUCCUAACCGACAAAGGACACCAAAGCGAUCAGCGCAUUACUUUUCAGAAAUCAUCCGUAAGAAUGGGUUCCCGCUGCCUCAAGAAGAGCAAUUUCUCUAUGGAGAGUUUGAAAAAAACUUUGCCUGGAGUGUAUCAACAGCAUCAUAUCAAAUUGAAGGAGCCUGGAGAGAAGAUGGAAAAGGCCUCAGCAUCUGGGACACAUUUGCACACACUCCAUUGAAAGUGGGAAAUGAUGACAAUGGAGACAUCGCAUGUGACAGCUAUCACAGGAUAGAUGAAGACGUGGCAUUGCUAAAAAAGCUGGGGUUGACCCACUAUCGCUUUUCUAUCUCUUGGCCAAGAAUCCUUCCUGAUGGAACUACGAGCUUUAUCAAUAAAGCUGGGCUCAAGUAUUAUGAAAACCUUAUUGAUGCUCUUCUUGCUGCUAACAUUCAACCACAGGUCACAAUCUAUCACUGGGACCUGCCUCAGGCUCUUCAAGAUGUUAAAGGCUGGGAAAAUGACACCAUUGUGGACCGAUUUAAAGAAUAUGCCGAUGUCCUUUUCAGUCAUCUUGGGCACAAAGUCAAAUUCUGGAUUACCCUGAAUGAGCCGUACAACGUCGCCCAAAUCGGCCAUGGCUAUGGAACUGCAGCACCAGGAAUUAGUUUUCGGCCUGGAACAGCUCCCUAUAUUGUGGCACACAACCUAAUAAAGGCUCACGCUGAAGCCUGGCACCUGUACAAUGACACUUACAGAGCAAAGCAAGGAGGAAUCAUUUCUCUCUCAAUCAAUUCAGACUGGGCUGAGCCAAGGAACCCCUAUAAACAGGAGGACAUUGAUGCUGCCAGACGCUUUGUACAGUUUUUCAUAGGUUGGUUUGCUGAUCCAGUUUUCAAAAAUGGAGACUACAACGAAGUUAUGAAAACGAUGAUACGAGAGAGAAGUCUGGCUCAAGGCUUUGCAAAAUCUAGAUUACCAGAGUUUACAGAGGAAGAAAAGAGAAGAAUUAAAGGAACAUUUGAUUAUUUUGGAUUUAACCACUAUACUACAGUGUUGGCUUAUAACUUUAAAUAUGCCACUAUUAUUCAGUCAUACGAUGCUGACAGGGCAACAAAAGCUGAAACAGAUCGCAGCUGGUUAGGCUCAGGCUCCUUUUGGCUGAAAGUGACCCCUUUUGGAUUCAGAAAAAUCCUAAAAUAUAUUAAAGAGGAAUAUGGUAACCCCCCUAUAUAUAUCACAGAGAAUGGCAUUUCAGAACGCGGGGAAGUAGACUUAAAUGACGUCUGGAGAAAACAUUACUAUACCAGCUAUAUUAAUGAAGCACUAAAAGCUUAUAAACUGGAUGGUGCGGACAUUCGUGGCUAUACAGCCUGGACUCUAAUGGACAAUCUCGAGUGGGCUACUGGAUUUUCUGACCGCUUUGGUCUUUACUAUGUAAAUCGAUCAGAUCCUGCUUUGCCCCGUAUUGCCAAGCAAUCAGCAGAACACUACACCAGGAUUAUUCGCUGUAACGGGUUCCCCAAUGACAUGUGCUUGCAGCCAGAUUCAGAAGGUACCACUGUAGCCCCUACCACUGGUGUUGUCGAGAACACACUUCAGAGCCAAGUGAAAUUCUUAGGACUCAAGCUACAUACAGACAACGCUGAAAUUGGUCUCUACGUCUUAUUGGCCCUUGCUGUAAUCGGCACCCUGGCAUUUUCUUUUGUCUCCUACAAGUAUUUAAAAAAUAAGAAAAAGUCAAUAUCUAUAAAUCAGGACGUGGGUCUCAGUACAUUUUAAGUCUUUUUUUUUUUCAUUUGUUAAGAACAAACUGUAAAAAAUAUGCAUUUCUGUGACAUCUUAUAGUAUUACUGAAAUUAACAUUUAUUAUUGUUAUUAAAAUUGUUGUUUUUCUUUACUUUUUUAUGAGAACAUGAACAAAAAGUAUAACCAGGGACAAAAGCUUUAUACUUUUUAAAGGCUAUUAAAGUUUUGUUUGGCAGUACUUGCUUUUUUAUUAUUAAAAUGAAUUAAAUAUGAU
Messenger RNA from Erpetoichthys calabaricus (reedfish), 6062 nucleotides. RefSeq names its product lactase/phlorizin hydrolase. Gene Ontology annotation, molecular function: hydrolase activity, hydrolyzing O-glycosyl compounds. The transcript is spliced from 17 exons. The coding region runs from base 29 to 5821 and encodes 1930 amino acids. Gene Ontology annotation, biological process: carbohydrate metabolic process. NCBI's taxonomy places the organism in Eukaryota, Metazoa, Chordata, Cladistia, Polypteriformes, Polypteridae. The record is from RefSeq and is a predicted model, not a curated record.